AAAGUUUCUUUGAGACCGACAAUUUUCACUCUCCAGGACAACCACAACUCAUGAUUCAUUAUUAUGUGUGCGUGUCUAUAUAAAUAUAUAUACACAGAUCUUUGGAAAUAUAUAUAUAUAUAUAUAUAUAUAUUUCUAAAGAUCUGUGUAUAUUCCAACAAUAUUAAAAUUUCAAAAUUUAAUGCUGUUGAUUCAGGGACACAGGUUGCCCGUCUUACGUCAGUUGCUGCAUUUGCUGCUCCAAUCUCUCUCUCUUUCUCUCUCUAUAGAUCAUCAGCAUUCCAGUUUAUUCAUUUACCCAUCCAAUGGAUAACCUUCUCGUCAGCCUCAUCCUCUUCUCUCUCUUCUUUCUCCAACCCUUCUCUUCCACUGCAAAUCUCCACAGGAAAAAGGGUCUCAGAUCAGAGCUCUCUCAGCCAUCGUCCGCCAUUGAUGGCGCCCCACCCACCACAUACUUUGAGGUAACCAAACCCAUCAGACUACCCAAAGCCAAACCCUGUUCUUUCCUCAUCCUCCAACAUGAUUUUGGCUCCACAUACGGCAAACCCCCUGUUCUUUCUCCCUAUUCCCCUCCCUCCGACUGCCCAUUUCAGAAAUUCUCCAAAAUUGUUCUCGAAUGGAAAGCAACAUGUAAAGGCAAACAAUUUGAUCGUAUUUUUGGGGUUUGGCUCGGCGGCGUCGAGCUUCUCCGGAGCUGCACGGCGGAGCCCAGAGCCACCGGAAUUGUUUGGACUGUUCAGAAGGACAUCACAAGGUAUUACUCGCUGCUUAUGACAAAUAGCAUUCUUGCUGUUUUUCUUGGCAAUAUCAUUGAUAAAACCUACACUGGAGUCUACCAUGUGAACAUAACUUUAUUCUUUUAUCCUGCUUCAAAGCAUUUUAAAGAUUAUGAGCCAAAUUCAGGAAAAUUGGUUUCUGGGCGUAGUUCCCGGGCUGAUUUGAUCUUACCCAUUUCAAGAAGUUUGCCAUUGAAUGAUGGGUUGUGGUUCGAAAUUGAAAAUUCGACAGAUACUGAGGUGCAGGAGGUUAAAAUUCCCCAAAAUGCUUAUAGGGCUGUGUUGGAGGUUUAUGUUUCUUUCCAUGAGAAUGAUGAAUUUUGGUAUGGAAAUCUUCCAAAUGACUACAUAGCUGUGAACAACCUUACUGGGACUGCAGGGAAUGGACCUUUCAGGGAGGUUUUGAUCAGUUUGGAUGAUGAUGUAGUUGGUGCAGUGUGGCCUUUUACUGUGGUCUAUACUGGAGGUAUCAAUCCCCUCUUAUGGAGACCCAUUACUGGAAUUGGGUCGUUUGAUCUUCCGUCUUAUGACAUCGAAAUUACUCCAUUUUUAGGGAAGAUGCUGGAUGGGAAGCCCCAUAAGUUUGGGUUUAGUGUUACUAAUGCUUUGAAUGUGUGGUACAUUGAUGCAAACUUGCAUCUUUGGUUGGACAGGAAGAGUGAAAUAACAAAGGGAAAACUGCUCGCAUACAAUAGUUUGCCUCUUACUGUUUACUUGAAGUCACAAUUUAAGGGCCUAAAUGGGAAAUUCCUGACUAGUAUGAGCAGGUCCCUAUCAUCCACUGGAUGGGUGAAUUCUUCCCAUGGGAAGAUUACAACUUAUUCAGUUCAAGAAUUCAAUUAUACGAACUCGAUGGUGUUGGGUGACAAUGGGGAUUUGCAGAUCAUAAAUCAGACGAUUGAUUUCAAUGAUAGUGUUUAUACCAAGAAACCGUCUUCUUCGCGCUCAAUCAAAUCAUUCAAAAGAUUUCUGCUUUACCUGUACUCGAAUGAUAUUGAGCAGGGAAAGGACACUUAUAGAUCGAUAGCAAAUGUCUCACUUGGAUUCAACGAGGAGAGGAUUAAAGGUGCUGAAAUGGUGAGCUCACUCAAAAAUUUGCAGAAUGGGCAUGGUUAUAUGCUUGUCAAGGGCAGCUCGGUUGUCAGUGGAUUGGCAAGUACACAAGAGGCAUACGACUACAAUAGUCAUAAAUUCUGCUACUUCAGGAAUGUGAGCAGCUCAAACUACACCAUCCUUGAUGAUGAAGUGGGUAAUACUUGCAACAAAAAACAUCGGCCUAAUGGUGGUUUUGGUCUUGGUAAGUGGUGGCGUUUUCCUACACGAAGGGCCUUUUUAGGAUCUGCUUUGCGCAGUGAGGAGAAGGGGGUUUAGAUUAUUUCAUCGACUGAUUAUGCAGGUGCUCACAAAAGUUCUGGCAUCAAAUGCUUCAUUUGAUUCAUCUUUUGUUUUAAUAAAUUGGAACUUCAACAUUAAAAUAGGUUCUAGUGUCCUUUUUUUUUUUUUUUUGGAGUAAAUGACUGCCUAUCUAUUAUUAUUUUUUGAAACGAUGGUCUCCAAGAACUUUUGAACACUUUACUAAUCUACUGGGAUGAUGAGCCCAUCUGCUCUAAAUACCAAUGUAUUAUAUCAAAUGAAAAGUCAAGCUCCCAAGACUUGAACCCUGACAUUUUAAUCAGGAGAGCCUUGAGUUUA
This is a messenger RNA of Malania oleifera, 2468 nucleotides long. RefSeq names its product peptide-N4-(N-acetyl-beta-glucosaminyl)asparagine amidase A-like. The record is from RefSeq and is a predicted model, not a curated record. Gene Ontology annotation, cellular component: vacuole. The transcript has a single exon. Lineage: Eukaryota; Viridiplantae; Streptophyta; Magnoliopsida; Santalales; Ximeniaceae. The coding region runs from base 306 to 2147 and encodes 613 amino acids.